Messenger RNA from Plasmodium gallinaceum, 2613 nucleotides. RefSeq names its product fam-j protein. The record is from RefSeq and is a predicted model, not a curated record. Bases 1 to 2613 code for a protein of 870 amino acids. The transcript is spliced from 8 exons. NCBI's taxonomy places the organism in Eukaryota, Apicomplexa, Aconoidasida, Haemosporida, Plasmodiidae.
AUGUUAUAUUAUUUUUUUUUUUACUUUUUACAAUUUUUAAUUUUAAUUAAUAUUUAUAUUUCACAAGAACAAAACAAUGAGAUAUUUUCUUUUAUAUACGAACAUCUUUCAACUCUAUCUGAUUACGAUCCAUCCUGUAGCAUGGAUAUGAAUAAUUUGGAAAAUGUAGGAAGUUUAGAUAAUGGCGACUUUUAUGAUACAAGAAAUGUUUUUAAUGACGUACGUUUAAUUCUAAAUAUCGAUGAGAAAAAUUCUGAUGUGUCUUCUGAGAGAGAUUAUUCAACUAUUUAUACUUUAGAAGAGCCUAAUGACAUAGGUUUAAUGCAUUAUGAAGAUAUAGAUUAUGGAAACAAGUGUACACUAGAAAACUUCGUUAAUGAAUCACAAGGUACAAUCCUAGAUAACAAAGUGGAAAAUCUCUGUUUUCCUUUUCAACAAGAACAUUCAACUAUGCAUACAAGAGAAUCUUCUAAUACAGGUUUAAUGGACCUACUAGGCGAAAAACACGAAAAUUCAUAUAAUUCACAAAAUAUAUUUAGUGAAGUACAAAGUGCAUUACAAGGCAUUCAAGUAGAAUAUUUAGAUUUGCCUUUUCAACAACAACAUUCAACUAUUCAUACGACAAAUUAUCCUAACAUAGACUUAAUAAACAUGCAAAACGAAGAAUCUCAAAAUCUACAAACUUUACAAAAUGUUUUUUGUUAUUCACCAUAUUCUUCUGCAUACAAAAAUGGAGGAUUUCUUGAUUUACUCUUGAGAGAAGAAAACUUAACUACUAAAACUAAUGAAGAACUACCUGGAACAAGUGUAAUGCACAUGGAAGAUGUAAAACAUCAAGAAUCUAUUAAACCAGAAAGUAGUUUUUCUUGUUUUUCAAAAAAUGAAGAAAAAUCAUAUUCAGUAUAUACAGAUAAACAUAAAUUAGAGAAAGGUAUAGAAGAUGGAGAAAAUAAAGAAAAAACUGAUGAACAAAUUUUAAAAGAAAUUUCUCAAUACAUAGAAGAUUUUUGCAAGGAUUUACGUAAUAGCGAUAGCACCUUGUAUAAUAGUAGUAAUGAGGAAAAAUCCAGCAAAAAAAAAUCAAUGAAAAGAAAACAUGAAGAAAUUGAUAACAUGGAUGACGAAGAUAUUGAAAAUUUUCUUUGUAUUUACUCUAUAGAAAACAAUGAUAAUUAUGAAGGUUAUGAAAAUUUAUUAUAUUUUCUUUUAGAUAUUUUUCAUUUGGAGUCUAAUGAAAUACCUAUUGGUAUAGUUUCAAAUUUAGAAAAAAUGGUAGAUUAUUUAAAAAAUGGAAACAUAAUAAAAAAUUUAGAAAAAAAAUUGAAGACAAAUAUAAUUCCAUUAAAAGAAUAUAUAACUGAGGAACUACAAAAAAUUGAUAAGUUUGAUUUAGAAGCAAUGAAAACAUAUUAUACCGGUCUUCCAAAAAACAUUAAAUUAAAAAAAAAAAUUUAUAGUUAUAUUAAUUCAUUUCAGCAUACUAUAAAUUAUGAACUUAAUAAUACAAAAGAAAUACAUAAUAAAAUAAAUAUAUUUUUAAAAUUUCUUAAUAAUUUAUUAUCUGAAGUUGAAUUUAUAAGACACGCAAAUUUUUUUAAAUCAAUAGUUAUGAAUGACGCUAUACUUAAUAAAUUAUUUCUUAAUGGACGUAUUCAAUCAUUUGGUAAUUUCAAACGUUUUUUUAAAUUAUUUAAAAUAAUGGAUGAUAUAAUAAAAUAUAAAGAAGAAUCACUUAAAGGUAGAUUUAUAUCAGAUUGUAGCUCUGAAAUAAAUCUAUCACAAAAAAAAAUAUGUAAAUGUAAUGAAAUAUUAUGCAAAAUUAUUAAAAUAAAUUUUACAGAACUUCGCAAUAUUUUGAAUAUACUUAAUUUGUCACAUGAUAACUAUAAUAUAAUAGUACAAAUUAUUUUUCAUUUUUUUAUUAAAGAAAAUAUGAAAAAUAUAAAAUAUUUAGGAGAAUACAUAAAUAAACACCAUGAAAUCAAUUAUGCAAAUUUUUUAAAAGAGUUUUUAUUAAAGGAAAAAAACAAUAUUUCAAAAUAUUAUGAAGAAGCUUCCAAAUUUCUUAAUUUAGAUUUGAAUGACAAAAUUAAAGAAAGUAUAAUCUUCAAUGAUUUAACAAAAGAUGAAAAGAAAAAGAAAUAUUUAGCUUUUCUUCAUAAAACUCUUAUGAAUUUAAUUGGAAGUGCAUACCUUAGGAAACAAUUAUGCCGCAUUAUGAACAUACGAAAAUCAUUAAUAGAGAUAAGUUCAAGUAAAAUAAGAAAAAGUAUUUUAGAUAAAUCAAAAAAAGAUUUAUCGAAGAAUUAUCAUUUAGAUUUACUUACAAAGUUAGAAUCUGAAAAAAGUAAAUUGGAAAAAAUUAAAUUAAAUAUAAAAAAUAUACAUUCAUUUUUUUAUUUAAAAGAAAUUAUAAUAAAUAUUUAUAUUGAAACAGAUAAUUUAAAACAAAAAAUAUUAGAAAUGAAAUCAAUUUUUAAUUUCAUUAGUCGCUUAAUAAGUGAAAAUGAACGUAGAAAAUAUUUAAAUAAUAAAAAAUCAUGUAAAAUGAAAAUUAUAUUGUUCUCACUAUAUUAUAUCAACCAAAAACUAGAUGAAUUUUUUGAAAAUUAA